GCCCUAGCAGUUUUUAGAGCCUGUCUAUAGCUGAACGUCACACUGGUUAAGAACGUUUGGAAAAAGCCGUAAAUGUAAAUGAAACUUAUUCCUACUUUUUGUGUGUAGAUUACAGUAUGUCAUGUCUUCUACUGUGUCAGUCUACCUCACCACAGACCUUAAGUUUCUAUUUCCACUGAAUGUUUGUCUGGGAGGGGACAGAACACAUGAUAUAAAGGCAGUGUUGGUUGACAGAUGACAGACACCAUUCACCUGACGAACCAUUCAAAUGGCCACCUGAUCCACACAUUGAAAAAUGGCAAAUGCAAAUCCAGAGCAACCUGAAGAGUUUAACAUUCAAGAAAGAUGGAAUCUACGUGGAAUAAAGGAGAAGUUCAUCACUGGGCAGCAUUUUGACAUCCGACAAAGAACGAAUUCACGUGGAAUAAGGGAGAACUACAUCACUGGGCAGCAUGUGAGUUUAAAGAGACUGAGAGAGCGAAUGCAGAUGGUAAUCCCUCAGGAUCGCAUGAUGACGUACAUAAUGAAGGAGAUCCCACCCUACCCAACUCCAGUUGUAUUUUGGGUUUCAGAUGUAGCCCAUGUUACUGAUCAGACAGGAUUCAGGGGGAUAAUGGAGUCUGAUCAGUUCAGACCUCCUAAUAUUGAGUUCUUAUGGUGGGACUUAAAAAUUAAAGAAGAGGAGAUAAGAGCAGCAGAGACAGGCUACAUGAAGACUAAUUUUCUAAAACAAGCACUAGAGUUAGAACAGAAGCCGUUCCUGGAGAAGUUCAUUACAUCACCUAUCUUUCAACUAGAGAAAUCCUGCUACGGCAAUUAUCGCUUCACGUUUCCCCUCACUGAUCUGAUGAAGUGGUACAAAGAACAGAACUGUGGGGGAGAAGAGCCGGUUCUCAGGAUGUACGAGACCAACACUUACAAAAAGGAGAUUGAGUACACUGUGCUGAUUCACAGUCCUGAGGAUAACAAGCGUUUUAGAGAAUAUCCACUUAUUGAAGCGAGUGAGUGGGUUCGUUAUCAGGAUGGGAAGAUCAUCUGGAAAGCACAAGCCAUUUGUAAAAACCACUGCUAUCAAUUUGUUUCAGGAGAAGUACAAAGUCCGAUUCCUCAUGUGUCUUAUGUCUGGGAUCAGGUUAGUUUAGUUUUUCACCUACCAAAACCUAAAGCCCUGAAAAUCCCCACAGAACGACUUAAAGAAGCUAUCGAGGAAUGUGAAUUUGAUUGGAACAGAGGUCUCUUAAAGGAAAAAGGUUGGAAUGCUGAAUGGAAGCAAAGGAGAAAGUGAUUAAAUUGAAAAGAGAGUUGAAAGAGGAGAAGAAAGAAGAAAAGGAUGAAGAUCAAGAGGAUGAAGAUGAAGCAAAACAGUGAAAUGUAUUCAUGGGUAAUAUUUUGUAGAACUUUAUUAAAUUAUUAUUUAUUAAAAUAUAUAUAUAUAAACUUUAUUUAUUAAAAUAUAUUUUAAAUUAUUUUAAAUAAGGAUAUUUAAUAUUAAUUAAGAAUAUUACAUGUUUUUAUCUAACUUCUAUAAAUUGUGAAAAGAUUACACUAUUUUAGUGCUUCUAUUCGUUUUAAUUCCUAAAAAUGAAAAUCCUUUGAAAAUAUUCACAUUAUUAUUAAUUUCUCUGAUUGUUGAUCUUGAUCUUAACUUUUUUGAUGAUGUAAUCUAUGUAAAUCAAAGCAGGAGAACAAUAAAAAAAAAGGCAUUUAAGAUCAUGACCAGUCUCAGUGAGUUGCUGUAUUUCUGUAACUUUUACACAGACCUUUAAGGAUUUUGUUCCAAUUACCUGAAAGACUCCACAUCUGUCUCUACAUUUAUAACAUGAUUUACUUAUGAAAAACAACAUUAUUGAUAGUUUUAAGUUUACAGAAUUGAAUGAUUUUUUUCACUCCGAUUAUUAGUGUGACGAACUUUACGGUGCAAACAAACCAAGACCUCCUUAUUUGCACACUGAAUCACCACUCAGGCAGGGUCUGAUCCUGCCCACUGCCUCAUGGGUGCCAACACUGCAGUACCUGAAGUCAACCUACCCAACACACUAGAAUCAGGUGGAUUCAGCCAAGAAAGUGCAUCAGCGUUGCAAUUACUCUUACCAGAAUGAUACUGAAAAUCAAAAUCAACUGCAGAGAGCUGGGUGGCCCACCGUUGCUCAGCAGCAGCAAGCUUGGCAGACAUAAGAUGGCUCAGAGGGUUGUUGUCUCUAAACACAAUGUAUUUGUUACCCAAGAGGUACUCACGAAACGUCUCGGUCAUUGCCCACUUAAGUGCCAAAAACUCCAACUUCAUGGAACUAGAGUUGGACAUAUUGCGCUCCGUGGGCUUAAGACUAUGACUUGCAUAAGCCACUGGGAUCACCUUACAUUGCUGUUCUUGUGAGAGGACAGCCCCCAAACCUUGGUGGCUAGCAUUUACCUCCAGGAAAAAAAAGCUUGGAGAAAUCAGCCUACACUAAUACUGGAGUAGUGGUACCUGUAAGUCUUUGCUUCAACCCAGCAAAGAUCUCCUAAAAUAUCUUCAUGAAAACUUUGGCCCAACUUUUUCCUAAGCUUGUUCAGACCACCUGCAAACUCCCCAACCAGCCAUACAACA
This is a messenger RNA of Tachysurus fulvidraco (yellow catfish), 2587 nucleotides long. RefSeq lists its product as uncharacterized. NCBI's taxonomy places the organism in Eukaryota, Metazoa, Chordata, Actinopteri, Siluriformes, Bagridae. The record is from RefSeq and is a predicted model, not a curated record. Bases 296 to 1285 code for a protein of 329 amino acids. The transcript is spliced from 3 exons.